This is a messenger RNA of Physella acuta, 1944 nucleotides long. RefSeq names its product mucin-2-like. The record is from RefSeq and is a predicted model, not a curated record. Lineage: Eukaryota; Metazoa; Mollusca; Gastropoda; Physidae.
AUGUACGGCUACAAACAGGCUAGAAACCCUGUCACAGAAACCCUGUCACAGAAACCCUGUCACAGAAACCCUGUCACAGAAACCCUGUCACAGAAACCCUGUCACAGAAACCCUGUCACAGAAACCCUGUCACAGAAACCCUGUCACAGAAACCCUGUCACAGAAACCCUGUCACAGAAACCCUGUCACAGAAACCCUGUCACAGAAACCCUGUCACAGAAACCCUGUCACAGAAACCCUGUCACAGAAACCCUGUCACAGAAACCCUGUCACAGAAACCCUGUCACAGAAACCCUGUCACAGAAACCCUGUCACAGAAACCCUGUCACAGAAACCCUGUCACAGAAACCCUGUCACAGAAACCCUGUCACAGAAACCCUGUCACAGAAACCCUGUCACAGAAACCCUGUCACAGAAACCCUGUCACAGAAACCCUGUCACAGAAACCCUGUCACAGAAACCCUGUCACAGAAACCCUGUCACAGAAACCUUGUCACAGAAACCCUGUCACAGAAACCCUGUCAUCAGGAAAACCACAGCAUCACCAUCAACAACAUACACAGCAUCACCAUCAACAACAUACACAGCAUCGCUAUCAACAACAUCCACAGCAUCGCCAUCAACAACAUACACAGCAUCACCAUCAACAACAUCCACAGCAUCGCCAUCAAAAACAUCCAGAGCAUCGCUAUCAACAACAUCCACAGCAUCGCCAUCAACAACAUCCAGAGCAUCGCCAUCAACAACAUACACAGCAUCGCUAUCAACAACAUCCACAGCAUCACCAUCAACAACAUACACAGCAUCACCAUCAACAACAUACACAGCAUCACCAUCAACAACAUACACAGCAUCGCUAUCAACAACAUCCACAGCAUCACCAUCAACAACAUACACAGCAUCGCUAUCAACAACAUCCACAGCAUCGCCAUCAACAACAUACACAGCAUCGCCAUCAACAACAUCCACAGCAUCGCCAUCAAAAACAUCCAGAGCAUCGCUAUCAACAACAUCCACAGCAUCGCCAUCAACAACAUCCAGAGCAUCGCCAUCAACAACAUACACAGCAUCGCUAUCAACAACAUCCACAGCAUCACCAUCAACAACAUACACAGCAUCACCAUCAACAACAUACACAGCAUCACCAUCAACAACAUACACAGCAUCGCUAUCAACAACAUACACACAUCGCCAUCAACAACAUCCACAGCAUCACUAUCAACAACAUACACAGCAUCGCUAUCAACAACAUCCACAGCAUCGCCAUCAACAACAUCCACAGCAUCGCCUUCAACAACAUCCACAGCAUCGCCAUCAAAAACAUCCACAGCAUCACAAUCAACAACAUCCACAGCAUCGCCAUCAACAACAUCCACAGCAUCGCCAUCAACAACAUCCACAGCAUCGCCAUCAAAAACAUCCACAGCAUCGCCAUCAACAACAUACACAGCAUCACCAUCAACAACAUCCACAGCAUCGCCAUCAACAACAUCCACAGCAUCGCCAUCAACAACAUCCACAGCAUCGCCAUCAACAACAUCCACAGCAUCGCCAUCAACAACAUCCACAGCAUCAUCAACACCAUCAACAACAUCCACAGCAUCGCCAUCAACAACAUCCACAGCAUCAUCAACACCAUCAGCAACAUCCACAGCAUCGCCAUCAACAACAUCCACAGCAUCGCCUUCAACAACAUCCACAGCAUCGCCAUCAACAACAUCCACAGCAUCGCCAUCAACAACAUCCACAGCAUCAUCAACACCAUCAACAACAUCCACAGCAUCGCCAUCAACAACAUCCACAGCAUCAUCAACACCAUCAGCAACAUCCACAGCAUCGCCAUCAACAACAUCCACAGCAUCGCCAUCAACAACAUCCACAUCAUCAUCAACACCAUCAGCAACAUCCACAACAUCGCCAUCAAUCUUAACGAUGAACAUUUAG